Molecule: messenger RNA, 482 nt
Organism: Monomorium pharaonis (pharaoh ant)
Lineage: Eukaryota; Metazoa; Arthropoda; Insecta; Hymenoptera; Formicidae
Product: NADH dehydrogenase [ubiquinone] 1 alpha subcomplex subunit 1
Exons: 3
Coding region: 114-326 (70 amino acids)
Source: RefSeq, a predicted model, not a curated record
GCCUGCUGCGCGUGCGUAAGUUAGGUUAGGUUAGGUUACGUUGCACCUGACUUCGUAACAAGGGAGAAAUUUUCUGCGAAUCUAUUGACAAAAGCUUUGAAAAGUCGGAAAUCAUGUGGUAUGAGAUUAUUCCACCGAUGCUGAUAAUAGGCUUGAUACCAGUACUUCCUCAAUGGGCUACUUGGUACAUAAAUGAAUUCACCUUGGGGAACCCAAUGCGUAGAGACAUGAGAGAUAUAUGGGAUCGCCAUAUGUUUACAAGAGACAGUCGCAUUGAUGGAGCGCCAUGGAGACACAGAGGACUAGAGAAUGUUCCUGAUGAUUAAGAGUACAAAUACACCCACAAUAAAUGGAUAUAAUGGUAGUAAUACGAUACAUCAAAAAUAGACAAGUUGUCAUCCAAUUAUAAAUUACAAUAUAACUAAAUGAUAUAAAUUAAUUGUAUAUAUGAUAUAUAAAUAUAUUAUACUACAUUAAAUGUA